Molecule: messenger RNA, 5567 nt
Organism: Vespa crabro (European hornet)
Lineage: Eukaryota; Metazoa; Arthropoda; Insecta; Hymenoptera; Vespidae
Gene: KCNQ
Product: potassium voltage-gated channel subfamily KQT member 1
Exons: 16
Coding region: 2132-4633 (833 amino acids)
Biological process (GO): transmembrane transport; potassium ion transport
Cellular component (GO): membrane
Molecular function (GO): voltage-gated potassium channel activity
Source: RefSeq, a predicted model, not a curated record
GGGAGGGAGGGAGGGAGAGAAAGGAAUAAUAAAAAUGAAUCUCAAUCGAUAUAAAAUUUCACGAAAUUAUUUAAUUCGAAGGGAAUUAUAUGGUUUCACGUUUUUAUCAAAGACCUCAUAAAUUUUACACGAUAUAUGUAUAUAUUACGAAAUUAACAAUCGAAUUGAACAAUCCGUGAACGAAUAAAGUGAACGGGAAUAUUGUGAAUAAUAAAAAUUAUAGUGAUACAAAGAAGUGUUAUUAGACCGUUCUACGUCAUGGAGAUGUAAGAACGCAAGGAAGGCUGGAGACAUGAUAUCUUUCCGAGAAUAUAUAUAUACAUAUAUAUAUAUACUCAAGAAUCUAAGAUUAUAUUUUAUCGUCUUGGAUAUUAAAAGGACAUCUUUCUAAUACAUGUAUAUACCUAUAUACAUAUGUAUUAUAUGUAUCGACGUAUAACGUACCAAGAUAAUUCGAAAGAACAUACCUCGUAAUUGGAAAAUUGAGGGAAGAGGAAGAAGCAAAGCUUAAUCCGUGUCUUUUAUUUUCAAAAGAACCUCUCAACGGGAAUGAAAACUAUGCUUAACGUUAAAAAAGAUAUAACUCGUUCACUCGUUUUACUUUCGAAAAGUGAAAAUAGAAGAAGAUGAAGAAAUAAUGUGAGUAGUUGCCCGAACGAACUUUGAGCAGUGCGAGGAAAGGUCAAAGGAUAUAUACAGUCGUCAUUAAGUUUCUGACCAACAACCACUGUGGAUAAUAUAUGAGCAGACACAAACGCAUAUAAAUAUUUUUAUACAAGUUUUGAGUACAUAGAAAUACGAGAUAUAACUGUUAUUAAAAAAUAAUUAAUGAAGAUAAUCGAUCGAGUGCUGUGAAAUCGAACGAUCAUUAUUUGUAUGAAAAAAGAAGAAAAAGAAAGAGAGAGAAAGAGAGAAAGAGAGAGAGAAUAAAAAAGAGAAAGAAAGAUAGUAGGUCAUCCACGAAAUUUCAAAUGUGACGAGUUGUUCCAUCCUUGUUGUCGUUGUCGUCGUCGUUGUUUUUUUUAACGCUCGAAGGGGUUCACGUGAUUUGUCGAGAGUAAGAAGACGACAACUCACCGAGAAUGCGAACGUGGUGGUUGUCCAGGCGAACACGAAGAAUUGGAAGCCAUAAUCUGUUGAAGAGAGUUUCUAGGUGAGAGAAACGUACAAAUUAAGAGAGACUCUCGUCUAGAGGAGAACGGAUAAAGUGGAGAAAAGUGUCGAAAGGAACGAAGAAAAAGAAAUAGAGAAAAAUGACAAUGAACGGAGGAAUAACUUUUGCAACCUUUGAGAGAAAUUGUAAAAGAGCAAUCUGAAAAUGAAGAAAGAUUAAAUUCUGUGAAAAUAAAGAAUUGCUUGCAACUUUCUCUCUUCAGACGAGAAAGAAAGAGAGGGAAAUAGAAAGAGAGAGAGAGAGAGAGAGAGAGAGAGAGAGAGAGGGAGAGAGAUAGGAAAUUUUUCGAAAGAUGAGAAGAAUAAAUUAUCGUGAACAUUAUGCACGAUGAGCCGGUUUAUUGGUAUCUCGAAGACUCAAAGUUCGUUUCAUCAUUGGUUUGGGGUGAAGCGUCUUUAUCGAUAGGAAGGGUGGUGGUUAGAGCUCGUGGGAUGAUCGAAAGAGACCGUCGUGGCAAGUGACGAAACGAGUGAAAAGUUCGUUCGAGUGUAAUUCCUUCGAUUAUUGAAACUUUUUCUUCGAUCACGUAGUCUCGCGUAGUUGAAAAUAUAUUAAAAGAGAAAUAUAGAUAGAUAAAUCGAGAGAGAGUGAGAAAGAGAGUAAGAGUGUGUGUGAGAGAGAGAGAGAUAGAGAGAGAGAAUGAAAAACAAGUGGUAUUAUGAUCCUGCUAUCAUGAAUAUCAACUAUUAUUUCUGAAAUUUUAAAUAACAUCUUUCUUAUUAGAAAAAGUUCGUCGAAGUUCUUCUUUCUUUCUUUAUUUAUUUAUUUAUUUCUUUUUUUUAAUAAAUUGUCAGUAAGUUCGUGAACCAUGAACGACGUUCGAAGAUCAUCAUCGAUCAAAACGACGUCGAAAUUCAUCGACGUCGUCGUCGUCGUCAUCGUCGUCGUCGUCGUCGAAGAAUUGAAUAACGAGCAUUUAACACGCUCAUUGGCCAUGAAGGUGAAGAGAUCGUCGGGAUGCUGCACGCUGUUAUGCUAGGGAGUGGACCGGGACGCGGUAGACGCGAGUGGUAUCCUGGAUUUUAUCUCCAAAGUCGUCGACUUGGCCGCAGGAUGAAUCGUGGCGAACAGGAAACUCUUUUUCGGCAGAGUCGACAAUUGACUCGCAUUGUACCAUCGCAUGAGGACCUUGUCCUUAGCGUCCUCAAGGCACCGAUAAGUCAACAACAACAACAACAACAACAACAACACAGACAACAUUAUCGAUAUCACCAACAUCAAACGCAUUCGCAGGAACAUCAUUUCAACUGCCAAGCACAUUCGGGUCAUAGAAGGUGCAAUCAUUCAGGUGACGCGUACAACGAGAGUCUUCCACGAAGCAAGGACCAAUGCUCUAGGCUCACGGAUAAGAGAUGCAGUAGUAGCAGUUUGGCGGUAUAUGCUGCCCUUCAAGGUAGCGAGGAUGAGCUCGCUGAGAUUGAACAUUGUCUUGAGUCGGAGGACGCGGCCUUAAAAACAGCAGAAAGCGAAACAGAGGACACCGAGGACAACGGUGCACCGAUGGAAGAGCCACCCCCCUCGCCUACACGAAGAUUCACAUUUUUACGUCGUUUCCGUUCGCCACGUUUUGGCGAGGCGCAUCACAAACGAGUUCCAACGCCUAUGAAAAGGAAACAUAGAAGAAAGAAAACCAAAGACGACAUUAUUGAGAACGAAGUGAAUGGUGCCGAGGAAGAACCACCUAGUCCUGAUCAAACUGGUGUACCUGAUCCUUACUAUCCGAUUUAUUUACCUAUCGAUCAGGCCUUCAAAGCAAAAUACGUGUUCCAUCAUAAGAAGGGGAAGACUUUUCAAGAGAGACUUUAUGUUUUCCUUGAACAUCCCGGUGGAUGGCUCUGCUUCGUCUAUCAUUUCACUGUGUUCAUGGUGGUAUUGGUGUGCCUCAUAUUUAGUGUAUUGUCAACGAUAGAUCAAUACAGUAACUUCGCGAACGAAACUCUGUUUUGGAUGGAAAUAUGUUUGGUGGUGUUCUUUGGUGUGGAAUACUUGGUCCGUCUAUGGAGUGCGGGUUGCAGAUCAAAAUACAUGGGAUGCUGCGGGCGGUUGCGAUUCAUACGAAAGCCGAUUUGUAUUAUAGAUUUAAUCGUUGUGGUGGCAUCCAUGGUGGUUCUUUCGGUGGGCAGCAAUGGUCAGGUUUUCGCAACUUCCGCCAUAAGGGGAAUAAGAUUUUUGCAAAUAUUGCGGAUGCUUCAUGUCGAUCGUCAAGGUGGCACGUGGCGACUUCUCGGAUCAGUUGUCUUUAUUCAUCGUCAAGAGCUGAUCACGACGCUAUACAUCGGGUUCCUAGGUCUUAUUUUCAGCAGUUACUUCGUGUACCUUGCCGAAAAAGAUGCUGUCGGGCCCGAUGGAAAGACAGACUUUUCUAGUUACGCUGAUGCACUUUGGUGGGGUGUGAUCACCGUAACCACGAUCGGUUAUGGUGAUACUGUCCCACAAACCUGGAUGGGAAAAAUCGUGGCAUCGUGUUUCAGCGUGUUCGCCAUAUCCUUCUUCGCACUUCCAGCCGGUAUACUUGGCUCCGGCUUCGCAUUGAAAGUUCAACAAAAACAACGGCAGAAACACUUCAAUCGACAGAUACCGGCCGCGGCUAUGUUAAUACAGUGUCUGUGGAGGUGUUAUGCCGCCGAUAAAGCAAUAAACAGUGUCGCUACGUGGAACAUUUAUAUAAAGGAUCCAACGCCAGCGGGACAACCAUCGACGCCAUUGGGAAAGUUGAUUUGUGUAAAGAAGAUGUCUCUGAUGAUCCAGGUGGCAAAGAAGGCGAGCGUACUGAAGAGACGGAAAUCUCGUAACCGGAUGGAUGUCCAGCAACAGCAACAGCAAUCUUUACCACCAGUAACGAUAUCCGGUAGUAUAUCGGCCAGUGGCGGUGGUGCUGCUGCAUCUCAAACCGAUAAUCAGCGUCUCGAGAACGAGGGAGAUGUUGUAUUUUAUAUGGAGGAACCUAAAGCGGGUACUCCUAAUCGUGCCAGGCGUGACAAUCGGGGGAGCCUCUUUACUUCCCAGACAAGUUCGGUGACUGAGGCCACCAGCGAUGAAAUUGACAUUGACAUCGAGGAACCGCAAAGGGUCACAACGCUCACCGAGGCGCACAGAAAUGCCAUAAGAGCGAUCAGAAAGAUCAAGUAUUUCGUCGCCCGACGAAAAUUUCAACAAGCGCGAAAGCCUUAUGACGUACGAGACGUCAUUGAGCAAUACAGUCAAGGUCAUCUCAACAUGAUGGUGCGAAUUAAGGAGUUACAGAGGAGAUUGGAUCAGACCCUGGGUAAGCCAGGCAGCUACCUGGCAGGCAUCGACCGGGCUGGCAACGUGAAACCCAUGACGAUCGGCGCGCGCCUUUAUCGAGUCGAGCAGCAGCUGUCGGUGAUGGAUAAAAAAUUGGACCAACUGGUAUACGUGCUGAAUGCGGUGGCUCAGAAACAGCAGAUCCCCCUGAGGAGUAUUGAAGACGAUGUGUAACAGAAAGCCCCCGGCGAAUUCGUGCCACCCUUUUUGCGGGUAUCGAUGACGAGCCCAUGGAUAUUGCCACGAGUGACCAUAACCAAUGUUGUACCUAACAUGCUUAGCAAGAGCAGCUGACUCGGCAUUAUUCCGAUAUACGUAGCGUCCGUUACUGGGACCUUUCUCUCGACUCGUGUGUAUAUAUAUAUAUAUAUAUAUAUAUAUAUAUAUAUAUAUAUAUAUAUCUUAUUUCCGUUCUACUUCCUUUCACAAAGAAAUCAAAUUGAUCGGAGAAAGGAAAAGAAGAAAGAAGAACCAGCUCGUCGAUUUUCAUCCUUCUCUGAAAAUUAAGUCUUUAUUUCAUUAAACUUACGAGACGAAGGUAUGAAAAAAAAAUAAUAAGAAGAAGAAGAAGAAGAGAAAGAUUUUAGAGCUUUUUCGAUACACGCACAGGAGUCAGUUAAUAUAUUUAUAUGAAUAUGUAUGUAUAGAGAGAAAGCGAUGUACAAGUUUACGAGAGUUGAACAAAUGAGAGAGAGGGGGGGAAGGGAGGAGAGAGUGAGGGAAGGAAUGAGGAUGCGUUAACUUUCGACGAUUGAUUGAUUCGAAUAUCAUUUCAAAUUUUUAUCUAAUAUGAAAUAAUUUCGAAACUUCUCAAUAUUUUCAUCGUACGUACUUACGUAUUUACGUGUAUAUAUAAUUUAUAUAUAUAUAUAUAUAUAUAUAUAUAUAUAUAUAUAUAUAUAUAUAUAUGUAUGUAUGUAUGCAUGUAUAUAAAAAUAGUUUCGGAUUUCUUUUAAGUAAGUGAGAACAUCGUAGAAAUUCAAAACUUAAAAAAAUGAAAUAAGAAUAUAUAUAAAAUUAAAAAUAAAGAUAAAAUCUUUCCAACGGUCGGAUAUACAUGUCAAUUUAUUUCUUUUAAUAAUUAAGUAAAGUGCACAGUAUAAAGUAA